This is a messenger RNA of Alosa alosa (allis shad), 995 nucleotides long. It is a transcript of the gene rab5if, whose product is annotated as RAB5 interacting factor. The transcript is spliced from 4 exons. The record is from RefSeq and is a predicted model, not a curated record. Lineage: Eukaryota; Metazoa; Chordata; Actinopteri; Clupeiformes; Clupeidae. Gene Ontology annotation, biological process: mitochondrial respirasome assembly. Bases 185 to 568 code for a protein of 127 amino acids.
ACAGCGCAUGCGUGAAUAGUGCGGGCUUUGGAAAUCUUCGACACCAAUUUGAGGAGUCAGCAGUGCUUUUAUUUCGAGUUAACGCUAUCUGCUUCUUAGUAGAAUCGGAGAUAUUUCACACAAUUUUCAAAAUUGUGUCGCUCAGUUCACAGAUUCAGCUAAUACCCGGCGGUAGUCCCAGAGAAUGACGAGCAGUUCAAAAAAGAAGGAAGAAGUUCAUCUCGCCAACGGUGGAGUGAAGCAGUCCGCAUGGAGCAAAGCCUUCAAUUGUAAAGCUGUAUGGGAGGAGAAGGACGAGUUCUUGGAUGUGAUCUACUGGUUCAGGCAAAUCAUAGCAGUUAUUCUCGGAGUAAUAUGGGGCAUUGCACCGCUCAAAGGAUUUCUGGGAAUAGCAAUAUUCUGCAUCAUCAAUGCAGGUGUUCUGUACCUAUACUUCAGCAGCUUUCAACAGGUAGACGAGGAGGAGUAUGGCGGCACAUGGGAGCUGACCAAAGAAGGGUUUAUGACAUCAUUUGCAUUAUUCCUGGUGGUAUGGAUUAUCUUUUACACAGCAUUACACUACGAUUGAAAACCUGUGGAAAAAACAUUGUGUGGUAAAGCGAGACAAAAAGACAUUUUCUUCAGUGUAAAAUGUAAUAUGCAGAACUUCAAGCUUCAAGGUGUGGAUGAAUCACCUGCAACACACAGCAUCCUUGAGAAAGAAGUGCAUUAUGGGUAACUUCAGUAAAAUGGCCAUUUUAGAGUCCUUGGUCAUUGCGUCUGAGUUUUAAGCUAAAACUGUCCUGUGCACUGCCAUGAUUUUUUUUUUUCAGUAAAUGACAUUGUAUUUAGCAGGAGAAUAUAACUUAAAUUAACUUUAUUGUUUUUUCACGAUUAGCUUCCGAAUCAGAUAGUCUUUACCAAAUCAGUCAAAGAAUUUGUUUAAACAUUAAACAGUGUAUAGAUUCUGUACAAUAUGCAUUUUAUCAUAUGUGUAUUAAACUGAUUUAUUUGUG